AUGGAAAUUUUGGCGAUGAAGAAUAAUUUCGAUUACACUGUUAUCAAAUCCACGAGAAAAUGGUGGUAUAUUCGAUGUAAGGAUGCAUUGUGCAACUGGACUGUGCGUGCAGAAGGAAUAGAUGGGUCUACAUAUUUCAUGAUCAACCAAUGUGAUGGAAGACAUUCAUGUGCUCCUUCAAAGAAAAGGAAAUUCGGAAAAACAGCAUCGGCAAGAACAAUUGGGACUCUGAUACAACAUCGAUUUGAUGAUGCAAACGAUGGCCCAAAACCGAAUGACAUCAUUCAAUUUAUGAGAAUGGAGCAUAGUUGUGAGAUUACUUAUUGGCACGCUUGGGAAGCUCGUGAGUUUGCUAUUGCAGCUGCUAGAGGUAUACCAGAUCGCAGUUACUCUAAAAUACCAGCAUAUUUGCAUAUGAUUAAAGAAGCAAAUCCUGGUACGCAUACUCACUACGAAACUAAUGAGAAGGGAAGAUUCAUGUAUCUAUUUAUGUCAUUUGGGCAAUCAGUUAGAGGAUUCUACAAUGCAAUGCGAAGGGUGAUUGUCGUUGACGGAACUUUUCUGAAAAAUAAAUACAAAGGGACACUUCUUGUUGCUACUGCUGUAGAUGGUAACUCUAAUUUGUAUCCGAUUGCAUUUGGGGUUGUUGAUUCAGAGAAUGACGAUUCAUGGGGGUGGUUCUUCAGACAGUUGAAAGUGGUUAUUGCUGAUUGUCAAGAUCUAGCUUUUGUCUCAGAUAGAAAUGCGUCUAUUUCUAAAGCUAUUGGGACUGUCUACCCUCGAUCAGCACAUGGAAUUUGCAUUCAUCACUUAUUGACCAAUGUGGUCUCAUUUUUCAAGACAAAAGGAUUGACUGCGUUGGUGGAAAAGGCUUCACGGGCAUAUAGGUAUGACAUUAGGACCACGAACCCUGCAGAGUCUAUAAAUUCAGUUCUUAGAAUACCUAGAGAAUAUCCGGUUAUUCCUUUGCUUGAUAGUAUAAGAGAACUGUUGACUCGAUGGUUCUAUGAGCGUCGCUUGUUAAGCUCAAAGCAUCUAGAUCCUUUAACCGCUAAGGUGGAGAGAAAGAUUGAUAGGAGAAUUGUGAAGGCAAAAGGAUUCCAGGUUUACAAGGUUGACAACUUCAGAUCGGUUGUAAAAGGAGACAUAUAUGAUUGUCAUGUUGAUUUGGAAAGAAGAACAUGCACAUGUGGUAUGGAAGUGCACAGAUUCACUGGCGCCUUAUACAGCAUUGCAGCGUGGAGAACCGCCUAUGCAGAUUCCAUUAAUCCAAUAGCAGUUCUAGAGUCCGAAUGGAAUGUCCCUGCUGAGGUCAAACUUGCAAAGGUUUUACCACCAAAGACAAGAAAGAGUGCUGGUCGACCAGUAAAGAGAAGGUAUGAAUCAGUAGAAGACAAGAUCGCAUCUUCUCAAGGAUCAAUGAAGAAUAAAAAGCAUAAGUGCAGCCGUUGUGGACCUGAAGGACACAAGAGAGGAACAUGCGAUUUACCCAUCUAG
Molecule: messenger RNA, 1497 nt
Organism: Brassica napus (rape)
Lineage: Eukaryota; Viridiplantae; Streptophyta; Magnoliopsida; Brassicales; Brassicaceae
Exons: 3
Coding region: 1-1497 (498 amino acids)
Source: RefSeq, a predicted model, not a curated record